Messenger RNA from Coccinella septempunctata (seven-spotted ladybird), 2457 nucleotides. RefSeq lists its product as uncharacterized. Gene Ontology annotation, biological process: transmembrane transport. The transcript has 7 exons. NCBI's taxonomy places the organism in Eukaryota, Metazoa, Arthropoda, Insecta, Coleoptera, Coccinellidae. Gene Ontology annotation, cellular component: membrane. The record is from RefSeq and is a predicted model, not a curated record. Gene Ontology annotation, molecular function: transmembrane transporter activity. The coding region runs from base 645 to 2201 and encodes 518 amino acids.
GUGUAGAUCUUGAAAGCUGUAUCAUACUUUACCCCAACUCUAUACAUAUGCAGGAUUAAUAAUGAAUAGGAGUGAGAAAAAAAUCACUCUCCCUAAUAGAUUUUGAUUAGUGAUAUGAGGGAGGAGACUCUAGCGGUGGUGGAAGUGUUCAUCAGCCUCAUCCGCCGAUUGAGAUAAGUUUUUCACUUGAUUAUGAUUUGAUCCCGAUAAAUAUUGACCAUGCUUUUCUCAACAUUUUCCCAACUAGAUUAUAAAUACGUUGUAAAAGAACAAUAUUUCAUGAGACUUUUUUUGAAACUGAAACCGAAUAAUUUCUAAAUCUAAAUUUAGAUGACAUGACAUGACAUGAUCUUCAUCAGGUGAAUUUUUUCCCAACCCAAAACGGUCGGACCAUACGUUAUGCAUUUAGAGAAAUAUAAAGCUAUGUGUAAAGAUAGUCCUUUUUCUCAGUAGGAAAUAAUCAUAAUAAACAAAACCAGCUUCACUUCCAAGGUUGAUUUAGAAGACCACUUGUUUCAUGGUAUUUUCUAGUUAUUUGUUACAAUAUGUUUCGGAAAAAUAUGAAUACCUAUCAGAUUGAUCUUAUAAGCAUUUUAUUUUCAGGUAGAUUCCCCAUCUAAAACUGCAAAGUUUGUACCAAAACUAUGAAUAAAGAAACAGCGAGAAAAAAUAAACUAUGUCGUCGACCUAACUUGAAUAUAGAAAGCGAAAAUAAAGCUGGUUGUGCUAAAAAAAUAUUCAACUCAACAACAAUUGAACCUUCUCUCUUAUUAUGCAUACUAUCAUCCACCAUAUACCAGAUAAUUACUAUAAAUCUUUAUCUAGAGAAAACCUGUAGGGUUCAGUUUGGCCUGAACGAUACAGUUUGUGAUGCUCUAUCAGAAAGAAGAAUAUUGGGCUACGAAGUUGAAGAAGCUCGAGUACAGAACUACGUUACAGAAUUGUCUGCAAUUUCUACAUUCAUUCAAGGAUUAUUUCCUUUUUGUCUUUUAUUAUUUUUAGGUUCUUGGAGUGACAAACAUAGUUGCAGGAAACCAUUGAUAUUAGCACCCAUUUUGGGCGAAAUUGUGGCUGUGAUUUUGUUAAUAUUGAAUACUGCAUAUUUCGAAGAAAUUCCUGUGAUUUUUACCGCUUUUUCUGUUUCCCUUCCUACUGCACUGAUGGGGGGAUGGCCAUGCUUAUUUCUAGGCGUCUACAGUCAUAUAAGUUACUUGAGUGAUGAUGAUAAUAAAACGUUCAGAAUAGGAAUAUCUUCAACAAUCCAAAACGUAGCUUUCAUCCUUGGUUUGGGAUCCAGUGGAUUUUUAUUAGCUCCAAUUGGGUUCAUUGGAAUUUAUGUUAUCUGCUUGAUAAUGCUCGUUCUUUCAUUUUUGUGUGGAUAUUGGUUGAUAAAAGAAAUUACAGCGGAAAAAGGGAAUAAGAGAAAUGUAACAACCAAUGGCAGAGUUAACUUUUUGGAUAUUUUUCGAUUAGAACAUCUCAAAUGUACAGUAAAAACUUGUUUUGUGAAUAGUCGAAAUGAUAAGAAAAAAAGGAUAUUUACAAUUUUGUUAUUAUGUAUUAUGACUUUGGGACCAAUGCAAGGAGAAAAUGCAGUUUGUUAUCUUUAUACCAGGUUGAAAUUUGGAUGGAAUGAAUUGGACUUCAGUAUUUUCUUCCUGACGCAUUCGUUCAUUGACAUUAUCGGUUCUUCAUUCAGCAUUGUGAUACUAUCGAAAAUAUUCAAAUGGGAAGAUUCUGCAAUAGGCGUUUUAGCUUUAUGUACUGUUAUAAUCGCUGAAGUCAUAUACGCUUUUGCACCGAAUUUUAAAUAUUUUUAUGCAGGUAUAAUCGCGGAUAUUUUUUUUACCAUUCCUCCAAUUGCACUGCGUUCACUUAUGGCCAAAAUAGUACCAGAAAGUGAACUUGGAAGAUCGAAUUCUCUUUUAGGCUUGAGCGAAGCUCUAGUGCCGUUGAUAUUUGGACCGAUAUAUUCAACGGUCUAUAAAAAUACCAUGAAAAUCUUCCCAGGAUCGUUUUAUUUUGUUUCCAUAUUCAUGUACUCUAUCUCUACGCUUCUCUUUAUAUAUUUGCAUAGGCAGUCUCCCAAUGAUCGAAAUAACGUAGAAGAAAAAGUAAAACUAAGGAAUUCCUGUGAAUAUAAAAACAAAAUUCAAAGAAUCAUUUCAGAGGAAGCUGAAAGGAUAGAAGACAGUGCAUAGAGUGAAUAUAUGAUUUUUACUCAAUAUUUUUUAAACUAUUAUAUGCAAAGAAUCUUUUAUAAAUAAUGAUGUGGAUGUAGAAACUGCAAAUCGUCGCUUUACCAAGAAAAUUUCCUCCUCCUUCUCCACUUCUAGAAGAAAAUGGGUUUUAGAUGCCUAUCUCUGAUUGUAGGUACCUAUUUAAAAAAAAUGGUUUAAGUCAUUUUUGCUGCAACAAAUUACAUAUAUUCAAUAUAGUUAACUAUUACUUACUAAA